Messenger RNA from Xyrauchen texanus (razorback sucker), 2687 nucleotides. Its product is annotated as eukaryotic translation initiation factor 4E type 3-like. Gene Ontology annotation, biological process: translational initiation. Gene Ontology annotation, cellular component: eukaryotic translation initiation factor 4F complex. Gene Ontology annotation, molecular function: translation initiation factor activity; RNA 7-methylguanosine cap binding. The transcript is spliced from 7 exons. The record is from RefSeq and is a predicted model, not a curated record. NCBI's taxonomy places the organism in Eukaryota, Metazoa, Chordata, Actinopteri, Cypriniformes, Catostomidae. Bases 161 to 835 code for a protein of 224 amino acids.
CUUCCCGACUCUGUUGUUGUUGUGUCGAUGACGCGGAAAGCCUAGCCGGCCGAACGGCAAAUGAGUCAGCAUCAAUAAUCUGCCUUUCCGUUGAUGUGGGGAUUCAUCUAAAUCUCCCAGCAAAACAAUAAAAUAUCAAUUAGCCUCAUAAAAGCGAGAAAUGGCUGUUCCUGCACCCCCAAACCUGCAGCUGAGCACGGCGAGACAAAGCAGUCCUGUAAACUCCACAGAAAACGACAUCCACAUCGACGAGAAGCAGCUGGAAAACAUCAGCAAUAAUGUCGAGGACGGUACGUCGCUGCCGCUGCACUCGCCCUGGACCUUCUGGCUCGAUCGGUCAUUACCAGGUACAACGGCAGCGGAGUGUGAAUCAAAUCUGAAAAAGAUAUACACAGUACACACAGUUCAGAGCUUCUGGAGUGUGUACAACAACAUCCCUCCUGUGUCCUGCCUCCCUCUGAGGUGUAGCUACCACUUAAUGAGAGGAGAAAGAAGACCACUAUGGGAAGAGGAAAGCAAUGCAAAGGGAGGUGUUUGGAAAAUGAAAGUGCCAAAGGAAAGCACUUUAGCUGUUUGGAAAGAGCUGCUAUUGGCCACAAUUGGUGAACAAUUCACAGAUUAUUGUGCAUCAGAGGAUGAAGUGGUUGGAGUAAGUGUCAGCAUGAGAGAACGGGAGGACGUUGUUCAGGUCUGGAAUGGAAACGCCUGUUUUGCAAAUGAGUCAAAGGUUUUAGGAAGAAUCUACGAACUUCUUCCGCAGAUAUCUUUUAAAGCAGUAUUUUAUAAACCACACAAGGAGCACCAUGCGUUUGAAGGUGGUCGCUCAAGACAUUAGUAAGCUUUGCACAUUUGUCACAUUUUCUCAUUUUUUUUGGACUGAUCCUUGAAAAUGGACUGAAGACAGAAAAUCCCUCCUGGAUGAACAGAACUGUUGGGUUUUGCACUUGUUUUAUAUCGUAGAAAAUUUUUAAAGUGUUGUAUGAUCCUUCCACGCUUUUUGCUAAACUUUUCUCAUGCCAGAUGUUUAGGCAAUAUCAAUGAGAUCACAUAGCAGUAGCAUAUGUAAUGUAUUCAUCACAAACGACUGUUGCCAGUUAUAUUUUACCCACUUUUUUCUACGUUUAUUGAUCAAAUGUUCAGUUCAGUGACCAAAUUGCUGCUUUUUAGAGUAAAUGCUUUUUGUGUUAAAAACUUAACAUUUCCUUUACAGAAUAAGAGUGUCCAUUAUCAUGGAACAGUAUGUAAACUUUUAGGGCUGAUUAUCUUAGAUACACAUUAGAUUUGGCACUAGACUAAAUAGAAGACCAAGACUAAGCCUCAUCUGUUUCUGGGAAGCCACAUUUUAUGCAAAAGUAUUGCACAUUUCUCAAUAAAAAGAUCGCUUUGACUUGGAAUACUGAUUUCAAAGCAAAUCUAAGUGGGUGUAAAACAACCUUGUUUAUAACUUGUUUAAUGCAAAAUGAAUAUGCGAUUUCCCGUUUUCACCCAAACCUGAAUAUUCAGGUGAAAUAACCCGAUAUUAAUCCGAAUUUUUGUACCUGCUAGUCAAAAUUUCGCAACUGUGUUAUUACAUUACAGAUCAUGCAAACGGCUUUGCUUUUAUGAUUUUAAAAACUGUAUCCAGACCUGCUUCUGUAGUAUUUUAUAUAUGUGAAAUCUAUUUUCGAAUGGCGUCAUGGCACUGUUAGGUUCUGUUGAACUUCUCUUUUUCACAUACAACUUAUGGUUACUGCAUUGUGGCUGAUAUCUUGCAUUGUUUCAUGUAUUCCUGUAGCCCUUUUGUUUUAUAGGGUACUUUUAAGUGUCUUUGUCAGAACUGUCCAAAUGCUUCAUAUUUUCAUGGUCUGAAAUCAUAACGUCUGGAGAUUUUACUUACUCUUAACUACCUAUUAAUUCACUAUAAUCACACUGUGUCUUGUAUCAGAGUGCUUAUUAUUGUAGUCUGUUUUAUUGUGUUUUGGAAUGGAUGGUUAUGUUGGAAAACGUAUGAGCGAAGGGGAUCUAAUGUCGAUAUUGUCAAAUUAUGAAACUGACAAACACCUGUGUAAUCAUCAGAGCAUUUUGAUGAAUAUAUUUUUAGUUUUUCAAUGCCAAAGAUGUAUACCCUUUCAAUUCUCCUGUAUUAUUCAUCAUUGUCUGUUGAAAUAUAAAGAUAAAGAUAUGCAUAUUAACUUGCAUAGAGGGAAUUAAAACAGUGUUUCUCAUGUUUUUCUUUCCUUUACUGGUGUAGUUCAUAUUUUGCUUUGUUUCCCAUGGUGCUGUGUGUAAUUUAUGUGUCAAUAACUACAAGCCCAAUAAGACCUGCAUUGUGAAUGAUAUCCUUUAAUGCACUAAAAAGCACAAUUAUCAGUCAGUCCUUCAUAUGGGCAGAGAUGCAAAAUAACUUGCAGCUGACCUUUCAUAUUUCAGCCUUUUCCUACCUAUCACGGAUCAAUUUUUAAGACGAGUACUGUGGAUUUUAGGAUUAUUUUUUGGAGCAUUUUUGUCAGAUUUCCAGGGCUCCUAAUCAGGUUCCAAAAUCUCAAACUGAUUGUCAAUCUUCUGGAACGGUGCCUUGUGUUCUCCCAGGGUUUCACUCAUAGAAUGUUCUGUCUAUCUCUGUGUAUUUUAUCAUUUAUAAUAUAAUUUACUUUUCUUUUUUUGCUUAUAGAUUUUUAAAUAUUGAAUAAAUAAGAAGCAGAAUUCAA